This is a messenger RNA of Gasterosteus aculeatus aculeatus (three-spined stickleback), 1079 nucleotides long. RefSeq lists its product as uncharacterized. The record is from RefSeq and is a predicted model, not a curated record. Gene Ontology annotation, cellular component: mRNA capping enzyme complex. Gene Ontology annotation, molecular function: RNA binding. NCBI's taxonomy places the organism in Eukaryota, Metazoa, Chordata, Actinopteri, Perciformes, Gasterosteidae. Gene Ontology annotation, biological process: RNA 5'-cap (guanine-N7)-methylation.
GCGCGCUACCGGAACGUUUCGAACGUGUUGGUCUGUUUUUAGGGGACAGAUUUCAGCGACGUACCAGAACAAGAAGUCGCGUCCGGGUUUGUUAUAUUCAAGCGACGCAAGCAGCGCUCAAGUUGUGUAAAGUAUGGCCGAGACCACAGAAAGCCAGCGGAACUACGAGGAGAUGUUUUCCCACAGAUUUACAUCGGACGAUAAAGAAUACCAGCAGUAUGUGAACCGUCCAGCUGACCCUCCACCCAUUGUGGAGGGCUGGAGGAGUCGUGGAGGUGGAGGUGGAGGCGGAGGCAGGGACAGGUACCAGGACCGUCGAGGCCGAGGCUGGGGAGGAGGCCGAGGCUGGGGAGGGGAACGGGACCGGGGCUGGAGAGGGGGCCAGCAUGGACAGCAAAGCUGGCACGACCGAGACAGGGAUAGAGACAGGGACAGGGACAGGUCCAGAGAUAGAGAUAGAGAUAGAGACUGGGACAGAGACAGAGAUAGAGACGGGGACAGGCACUCUGGUUAUGGUGGUGGUCAUCGAUCAGGUCCCCCAAGCUACAACGAUGGACAUAACUCUACUCAUCAGAGACCCCAAUAUGACCGCUACUGAUUCUAAUCGCUCAGGUGUUAUCAGUGUUUAAAGUAUUUACAGUCUCAACUCUCAUUGCAUUACCAUCAUUUGUUUGACUGUCUUUCCACUGUCUCGUAUGCAAGUUUGAGCAGUACAUCAACGUCGACUGUCAACUAUUAUACUUAAAGUUAAAAAAUGCCACGCAAAUUUGCGGUCAGAUCUUCCCCAAAUUAUUUCUUUAAUCACAUUAAAUCUGAACUCUCUGACAAACAUUUUCUUAUUUAACAUUUCAGAUUUGUGUAUGUUUGGUUGUUAUGUGUAAAGGUUGCUUUGUGGAGCAAUAGUUUGGUGGCUACAUCUAGAUAUGCUCUGAUAUUGCAGUAUUACAAAUCAGUACAGUAUUGUUGCAGACUGAAUCACAAUUCAGUAGAAAGAAAAUCUGCUUUAUUUUUCUGUGUCCCGUUAUGUAAAGAUACGGAUGAACUGAACUGUUUUCAUUAAACAUGUAUUUUCUAAAGUA